Messenger RNA from Diuraphis noxia (Russian wheat aphid), 4098 nucleotides. Its product is annotated as homeotic protein antennapedia-like. Gene Ontology annotation, cellular component: nucleus. Gene Ontology annotation, biological process: anterior/posterior pattern specification; negative regulation of transcription by RNA polymerase II. Gene Ontology annotation, molecular function: DNA-binding transcription factor activity, RNA polymerase II-specific; RNA polymerase II cis-regulatory region sequence-specific DNA binding. NCBI's taxonomy places the organism in Eukaryota, Metazoa, Arthropoda, Insecta, Hemiptera, Aphididae. The record is from RefSeq and is a predicted model, not a curated record.
UAUACAAUAUUUUAAUAUAUUAUUUUCCGUUUAUUACAUUAUAGAAUAGUAUAAUUUUUGAUUUUUCAACUUACUCGCCGACCCGCCAAAAAUAUUUACGACAGACGUAUAUUUAUAAACACGCCGAUCCAAACGCGCGGAAAAUCGUAUUUUUAAUCGCGUCGAAAAAAUGCAUGCUAGACACCGGUCGUUUUAUAUUUUAACCGCCACAGUUUUUCGUUGUACGGUAUUCGAUUUUUGUUAAAACAAUUUUUUUUCAAUCAUCACUAUAAUAAUAGUUAUUUAAACCUCCGAGGUUUUUGUUUUGUUUGUUUUGUUUUUUUUUAUUAUUAUUAUUUUUUUUACUCAAAAACACACAUUAUUCUUAACACAGUUUUUUGACGUCUAAUCGCAUUUCAAGAGAUCUCACUGGAACAACGCAUAUACUCGAUCCAAAAUCGUCUGUGUCCACGGAGCACUAAAUCGACGUACACGAAAAAGGGGCGGAUUUCGCGUACCCGACCAAGUGAUCGCGACGACCGUCACCAGAACCAGCAAAAACAGAAUAUCCAACGCCAGCAGCAGCAGCAGCAGCAGAAUCGUCAACCGCACAGGUACCGGGAAAACCGUGACCGCGGUCCGACCAGCGAGAGCGACACAGUCAUCGGCAGCGAAUCGGCUGCGAACCCGACGACUCGUCCACCGUUGACGACCCUAGGACGGUCGCGCGUCGACGACCUGCAUCGUCUUCACCGACACGACCAUCUGUACCGCGACUGUCGGCUACAUCAGCUUCAGCAGCACCACCACCGCUACCACACCGACGGCCACGAUGACGGCGUGCCGCGACGUUUCAGUUGUCGGUGGCCACUAGCAGGCACACUACUCGGCGGACGAGCGGUACACCGCACCGGUGUGUAAUUACGGUACAUCGAGCACCACACAUUUUCACAACCGCGGUCCAGUGUCAGCGGCCAGCAAAGUGGAGGGCAACUGCGGCGACCUGUUGAACAUGAGUUCGUACUUUGCCAACUCGUACAUGCCUUCCGACAUGCGGAACGGCGGAGGUGGAGGCAGCGGCGGAGGUCUCGUUGGAGGCGGCAGCGGCGGGGGUGGCGUACUCGGCGGCGUCGGCGGAAUCGGCGGCGGCGGCGGUGGCGGCGUGGUCAUGGACCACCAUCAUCACGGCCAACAGCACUACGUGGACAACGCGCCGUGCGACCCGACCGCCCGGCAGGGCAUACCGCCGCACCACUACGUCGGGCCCACAGUCGGAGGACAGCCGCCCCAGGGCAUGCCGUACCCGCGGUUCCCGCCCUACGAUCGGAUGGAAAUCCGGCAGGCGGCCGCCGCGGCCGGCUACUACAACAACCACCACCAGUCGUCCAUGGACGGCUACAGCAGGCCCGAAUCGCCCAUCGGCGGUGGCUUGGUCGGUGGCGGCGGCGGCGGAGGCAGUGGCAUGGGCCAGAUGACCAUGAACGGCCACACGCCCGUCGUGUACGCCACGUGCAAGCUCCAGGCCUCGGUGGCCAACGGUCUCGUCGAACCGGGCAGCCCCACCGACAUGGUCGACAUGACCAACCACCAUCAGCAGCAACAGAUGACGGCUGCCGGACAUCACCAUCACCAGCAGCAGCAGCAGCACCACCAUUCGGCGCAGCCACCGCAGUCGCAUCACCAGCAGCAGCAGCAGCAACAGCAAGCGUACUUCAGCAAUCUGAGUCCGCACCACCACCAGCAGCAACAGCAGCAGUCGGUCGUCCCGCCGGCGCCUGGACACCACAACCAGGUCGUAGUCAACCCGCACCAACAGACGCCGCCGCUGCAGACUCCCACCGCUCAGAAUCAACAAGCGGUCAACAACAACUCGCUGCCGAGUCCACUGUACCCGUGGAUGCGAAGCCAAUUCGGUCCAGAUUCAGAGCGGAAACGCGGCCGGCAGACGUAUACCAGGUACCAGACACUGGAGCUAGAGAAGGAGUUCCACUUCAACCGGUACCUGACCCGUAGGCGGCGGAUCGAGAUAGCGCACGCGCUGUGCCUGACCGAACGGCAGAUAAAGAUUUGGUUCCAGAACCGGCGGAUGAAGUGGAAAAAAGAGAACAAGACCAAGGGCGGCGACGGCCAGGGCGGCGACGGUAGUGAUAUCACGCCGCAGACUUCGCCGCAGUGAUAAGGCCCGCGACUUCGCUAGGCAUUAUUUAUUAUUAUUAUUAAUAUAAUUAUUAUUAUUACUAUUACUAUUACUAUUGUAAUUAUGAUUAUUACUGUUGUUGUACAUGUACUAGCGAGCGCGCGCGUAUGUGUGUGUGUGAAGUGAAAUGGUCCAUAAUUUCGAGUAUGAGUGGUGCGUGUUUGCAGAGUGUCGUCUUUUGAGCGCGCGCACCUCCGAUUGUACAUGUUUGUGUUAGCGUUUGAGUGUGAGUGGUGCGCGCGAGACGAGAUGUUACUAAUGCAGGAGGACGACAGUGAAUUGUGACAUUUUUCGCUUUUACUUAAAACAAUUUUCGAAAYGAUAAUAAUAAUUUUAUAAAAUUUGGUCGCUCUGUGUAGCAUAAUAUUGUUACUGCGAUUACAAGGCAAUUUAGAUAGUAAACAAUAAUAUUAUAUAUUUUUUUUAAUUAUCUUCUUAUUGCAUAUAUUAUAUUGAAAAUACAAAACAAAAGAACUCAAAAAAUUUCGUUCUGGGUAUAUAGCAUAAUAUUAUCCGCAUCAAACGUAUUUUAAAAUCAUUUUUUCAUUAUUCGAAAAGAGGAAAACGUUUUUUUUUUUUUAAAAUAAAUUUUCAUUUUAUACCAACGGCAAUACUAUGUAUAAUGUAUAAAUACGUGUAAAAUUUUCCCUCGCUGAGGAAACUUAUUCUAAGAUUGUGUCUAAGUCAUUAUGUCGUAAGUUUUUUUUAGUUCUCGUUUAAGUUUUACUUAGUUCUAAUCAAACAAAUAAUAACGAUAGCAAUGAUUACGUAUCUUUUUAAAUAUCCAAAGAAUAAUGACAUACCUUUAUAUGACGCGAGCUGGUCAACCGCUACGUAGUUUCGUUACUCGUGCCCAUUCACAUCAACAAACACACACAAAUACAUAAAAAUGUAUAGUAAAUUAUGUAUACUUUAUAAAUUGAUUAUAAUAAAAGUACACUAAGUAAUAUAUAUAUCAUUAGGUGUAUCGUAAUCAUUUAAAGAAUAUAUUUUUGUUACGAGCGAAUUGUCGCGUGGUCGAUGAUAGCGCUCGGGAUCUCAAAACCCGCUCAAAUAACACAUUCUCGAUAACAAUUAAAAUGAUAAUGUAUAUCUAAUACACUUAAUGUCUUAUCUUAACCCAUACGUGUUGUACACGAUAUACAUACAUCUAGAGAUUUUAUGCUUCAUAUAUUAUAAUAUUAAACUAUUUAUUUAUUUAUUAUAAUAUACAUAUUAUGUGUGUUCGUGUUUGUGCGUGGGUAUGCGUGUAUGUGACUGUGAUUAAGUCCGUUUAUAUUAUAUAUUUCGGUUUUAAAUUCCAGGACCAGUUGUUGUUUGUUUGUUUUAUUUUUUAUUCAACUUAUAGUGCCAUUAGGAAUUAGACUGGCACUGUGAUUUKCGUCCGAUAUGCACAGUGCGAUGGUGGUGGUGGGAUCUGAUUUUCUUGCAAUCACAGCGGUAUCCGAACAGAUAAUAAAAGAAUUGAUAAUAUUAAUAUAAUAAUAUUUCUCAUGGGUGUGCCGUCAAUCUUUUUUGACUGUCGAUGGACUCUUUCGAUAUAAUACGUCUCAAUAAGAUCACCUUUAUACCUAUAUGCGUAUAAUAUCAUAUAAUGCCAUAUACUAUACCUAUAUAUAUAUAUAUAUAUAUUAUAUAUAUGAGAUAUAGAUAGGUACUUUUUGUCUUCACCUCGACCUUCGCUCACAUAAAUACCGUGCAUAAUCGCCGCCACCGCCACAGUAAAUGUUUUUAAAUAAUUAAAUAUGCAUAUGUACUGAAUAACGUGGAAUGAGACACGGGGAAUCGUGCGCACACGAUCGGACGGAAUUGCAGUGAAAACAACAAUGAUAAUAAAAUUAAAUAUUUAUUAUAUUAUUGUAACAAUAUAAAAUGCUAAUGUACCAAAGGUGGUAUUUGCGUAUACUUUUGUUUUUGUUUUU